CUCAGCAUCAGUGCCUGGCUGGUGGAGUGGGCGUGUGGAUGUGACUCUCGUGGCAAUAUCGCGUGGAGCAGGGAAAGCAAAGCGGAAGAUAGUAGCUGAGCGAUGGUCCGUCGACUCUUUGUGACACAGGCGUGCGUGACGAUAUUGGCGGUGGUGGUGCCUUCUGCUCAGAGCCUUCCCUCCCCCACGCCCUCACCCAGGCCGACUUUCAACCCCGGGGGCAACGGAGAGCAAAGAUCCAUCGGGGGUGACUUAGAUGACGAAGGAGUGUGGCCGGAGAGUACAGACAUCCAUCAAAUUGGGUUUCUGUUUGGAUUUUUCCCGCCUUUCCCCAGACCCUUUCCCCCAGUGGCGUCCCCGAAACCUCCACGACCUCCCCCGCCACGCCGCCCACCCAAGCCCGCCCCACCGAGGCCGCCAAUCAACCACCUCUAUGACGACUACCAUGAACCACCCGAGCAUGGUUUUGACUUCCACUCUCAUGAUUUCUUCGGAUCGUCUGGCUUCCCGCAGCCGGAGGAGGAACAUAUUGAGUAUACUGAUGGACCUCACCACCUUGAUCUUCACCAUCCAGACCCACACCACCAGGAACAUCACCACCAACCUCCACCUCCUCACCACUCAGAUCCUCCUUCUAUUCACCACCAUCACCAUGAAAUGUCCUCCCCUCAUUCUCAUAAUUCAUACGAGGAAGAGUCACAUCCUCCUCCUCCUCCUCCUCCUCCGCAUGACAGCCAUAACUCCAUCCUUCACUCCUAUCCUUUCCCUGACUCCAUCUACAGGUAUCAGGUUCCCGUGAAGGACGUGAGCAACCCCAGGGACCACGUUCAUGAUGGCCUUGAACCUGCAGGAUACGAAGGACUCACUGAGGAAGACGUGCAGUUCAUUAAGGAUAAAACUAAGGAUUAUAUAUCAUCUUUGGCUUCCUCUUCUUCUUGAUCUUGUUCCUACUGUUUAUCCUCGUCCUCCUUCUCCUCGUUUUUUUUCUGAUUUUCUGAUUUUUUUUUUCUUCCUCCUUCCCCUCUUUUGAAUUCGUUUCUCUCUCUCUCUCUCUCUCUCUCUCUCUCUCUCUCUCUCUCUCUCUCUCUCUCUCUCUCAGUGUUUGUUAAGAUUUUAGCAGGUUUAUAUAAUGUUAAGGAGUUAUUGUUACUUCUUUUACUUUUCGUGCUAUUAAGAGAACGAUGGAAAUGUGUGAGUGUGUAUCCAUGCAUGUGCUACGUUUGUAUGUACUGUUUGUGUGUGUGUGUGUGUGUGUGUGUGUGUGUGUGUGUGUAUGGAUGAUAUGUAAAAAGAAAUGCAGUAGCAGUGAAGCGUCGCAAAAUAAAUGAUGUGAUUGUUAUAUGAGUUGUUUUUGCUCUCAUUAUUGUUGUUGUUGUUGUUGUUGGUUAGUUGGUUGGUGUUUGUUUCUCUUUCGUUCGUUCAUCCUUUUAUUAU
Messenger RNA from Portunus trituberculatus (swimming crab), 1434 nucleotides. RefSeq names its product extensin-3-like. The record is from RefSeq and is a predicted model, not a curated record. Lineage: Eukaryota; Metazoa; Arthropoda; Malacostraca; Decapoda; Portunidae. Bases 103 to 939 code for a protein of 278 amino acids. The transcript is spliced from 2 exons.